AUGGCGUGUCCUUUUCUCCAGGAUCCAGUUGAUAUCGAAGCGCAAAUUAUUCGCAGAGCUCUUCAUCGCAAACGAAUCAACAUUAUUACAAAUGUUGAAGCCAAAUGGCCAGGCUCUGUGCAUCAUGCAAGGAUUUUUCACGAGUCUGCACUAUACAAUAAAUUUGAUCAGGGACAAUACGACGGCCUCCUUGUUGCAGACAGAGGGUAUCCCUGCAUGCCAUAUGUGAUGACGCCAUACCCUGACCCUGAGCCUGGACCACAGUCACGCUACAACCUGGCCCUCUGCAGAACAAGAGCAAAGGUUGAAAUGACAAUCGGGAUCCUCAAGGCCAGGUUUCAGUGCCUGCGGGGGCUCAGGGUCACCCCAGAGAGGGCAUGUGACAUUAUAGUGGCAUGUGUGGUAUUGCACAACAUUGCCACUAUCAGAAGGGAGCAACAUCCUGCCAUACCCCAAAUAAAUGAUGAGGAGGAACCUCAUCUUAAUGUACCUGAACACAGAAAUGGUCGAAUUGUCAGAAAUUCAAUCUGCAAUCACUAUUUCUCUGAUUGAUUAUUUUUCACCAUUUUCCUUACCCA
This is a messenger RNA of Trichomycterus rosablanca, 578 nucleotides long. Its product is annotated as putative nuclease HARBI1. Lineage: Eukaryota; Metazoa; Chordata; Actinopteri; Siluriformes; Trichomycteridae. The record is from RefSeq and is a predicted model, not a curated record. The transcript has 3 exons. Bases 1 to 552 code for a protein of 183 amino acids.